Messenger RNA from Talaromyces marneffei, 705 nucleotides. RefSeq lists its product as uncharacterized. The record is from RefSeq and is a predicted model, not a curated record. Bases 1 to 705 code for a protein of 234 amino acids. NCBI's taxonomy places the organism in Eukaryota, Fungi, Ascomycota, Eurotiomycetes, Eurotiales, Trichocomaceae. Gene Ontology annotation, cellular component: CTDK-1 complex. Gene Ontology annotation, biological process: positive regulation of DNA-templated transcription, elongation; positive regulation of transcription by RNA polymerase I. The transcript is spliced from 2 exons.
AUGGCAGAUCCAUUCGAAGUUCGCAUGCGAUUUACUACGCAACUCCAGCAUCUCAGUGCUGCAGUUACAUCGUCACAAAGAGCGGCACAAUAUGCGCUCAAAUACCGGGACAUGGAUGAAGAUCUCCAUUCAUGUAUCCUAGAGCAGCUUGAAAGAAAUAAUAUGAACAAUCGCGCAAACAUCAUGUACUUCAUCGAACACUUCUGCGAACUCGCCAGCAAGGAAAACCAUCUCAACUACGUCCGCAUGAUUCAGCGCGACAUGCUCACAAUCGUCGACUCCGUCGCCCCCGCAGACGGCUCUGGAGCCGCGAACGUAAAGCACGUCCGCCGAGUUCUGCAAGGUCUACAAGACAAAAAUUUCCUGUCCAGCGAAACUGUCGCCGAAAUCGACUCGGCCCUAAAAGAACGAGAAACAAACCCCUCAAAUGUGCUUGACUCCGAGGCUCCGGAGGCCUCUGGCCAAACACCCAGCCGUGGCUCAAAGGCCAAUGGAACGAUUCGAGUUGAUAAAAGACAGAUUGAGCAGCGGAUUGAAGAAGACCGUGAACGAAAUAAGAGGCUGCGGGAAAGUAUGUGGACGGUUAGUGGCGAUAAUAAAGGUGAGUUUCAGCAGUGCUGGGAUGAGGUCAGUGAUAUUGGCGAGGACGAUUAUCUCGGUGCGGAGGAGGAGUUCGGGGAGAGGAGGCAGAUGGUUACUGCUUAG